Messenger RNA from Glycine soja, 1816 nucleotides. RefSeq names its product 7-deoxyloganetin glucosyltransferase-like. Lineage: Eukaryota; Viridiplantae; Streptophyta; Magnoliopsida; Fabales; Fabaceae. The transcript is spliced from 3 exons. The coding region runs from base 102 to 1568 and encodes 488 amino acids. The record is from RefSeq and is a predicted model, not a curated record. Gene Ontology annotation, molecular function: UDP-glycosyltransferase activity.
AAGUAAGCACGCCACUUAGUGGUUUCCCUUAGAAAAUUUCCUUUGUAUACGUGAUACGGUUGUAGCAAGCACUUGCAUCGCAUAUUCUUUCCCUUGGAAAAAUGCAAUCCAAGGAAGAGACAAGAAACAUGAGUUCUUUGGGCACAAUCCACAAGCCUCAUGCUGUGUGCGUACCGCACCCAACACAAGGCCACAUAAACCCAAUGCUAAAACUAGCAAAGCUCCUUCACUUCAAAGGCUUUCACAUAACCUUUGUCAACACUGAGUACACCCACAAACGCCUUCUCAAAUCAAGAGGUCCAGAUUCCAUCAAGGGUCUCCCUUCAUUUCGCUUUGAGACCAUCCCUGAUGGUCUACCAGAGCCUCUUGUGGAUGCCACACAGCACAUACCUUCCCUGUGUGACUCCACUAGAAGAACUUGCUUGCCUCACUUCAGGAACCUCCUCACUAAAAUCAAUGAUUCAGAUGCCCCUCCAGUGAGUUGCAUAGUUUCUGAUGGUGUCAUGAGCUUCACUCUUGAUGCUGCUGAAGAAUUGGGUGUCCCACAGUUGCUGUUUUGGACCCCUAGUGCAUGUGGGUUCAUGUGCUAUGUCCAAUUUGGACAACUCGUUGAAAAGGGCCUAGUACCCCUCAAAGACUCGAGUUGUAUCACGAAUGGUUAUUUGGAGACUACAAUCGAUUGGAUACCGGGAAUCAAGGAAAUUCGAUUGAGGGAUAUUCCCAGUUUUAUUAGGACCACAGAUGUAGAUGAUUUUAUGCUUGAGUUCCUGCAGUGGGAGUGUGGGAGGGCUAGAGGAGCUUCUGCGAUCAUUUUGAACACAUUUGAUGCCAUAGAGCAUGAUGUUUUGGAUGCGUUCUCAUCCAUUUUGCCUCCUGUUUAUUCCAUAGGUCCUUUAAAUUUACUCGUGAAGGAUAUUGAUGAUCAAGAUUUGAAUGCAAUUCAGUCCAAUCUUUGGAAGGAGGAGUUGGAGUGCGUGGAGUGGCUCGACACCAAAGAGUCUAAUAGUGUUGUUUAUGUGAAUUUUGGGAGCAUCACGGUUUUGACAAAUGAGCAAUUGAUUGAGUUUGCAUGGGGUCUUGCUGAUAGCAACAAGAGCUUUUUGUGGGUCAUAAGACCAGAUGUUGUGGGGGGUGAAAACGUUGUUCUGCCUCCCAAGUUUGUGGAACAAACCAAAAAUAGAGGUCUGUUGUCUAGUUGGUGUCCCCAAGAGCAAGUGUUGGCUCACCCCGCGAUUGGGGGUUUUUUGACGCACAGUGGUUGGAAUUCAACGUUGGAAAGUGUGUGUGGAGGUGUUCCAAUGAUAUGUUGGCCUUUCUUUGCGGAGCAACAAACCAAUUGUCGAUUCUGUUGUAAGGAAUGGGGGAUUGGAUUGGAGAUUGAAGAUGUUAAGAGGGAUAAAAUAGAGAGCCUUGUGAGGGAGUUGAUGGAUGGUGAAAAGGGUAAGGAGAUGAAGAAGAAAGCUUUGCAAUGGAAGGAAUUGGCAAAAAGUGCUGCUUCUGGCCCAAAUGGAUCUUCGUUUCUUAAUUUGGAGAAUUUGGUUCUUCUGUGCAGAAAUGCUAAAAAUUAGUAUAUCUGAGCAAUGAGUGAGAGAGGAUACAACUUUGGCAGUUUAAGAAAUAAUUGACAGAAAGCAAGAAAACUCAUCUGCUCAUGCUGCUCAAGUGAUUUGUUCUGCAACAUCUUUUACGCCUUGGUCUAGUAGAAUCCCAAUUGGUGAAGGAUUUUAUCAAUUUCUUUAGUUAUAUGCUUCUCACUAUGACAUUUGCACAUUAUUUGGUUGAUUAAUCUUCACAAAAACUCUACUUUCUCGUGAUA